GGGCUUCUCCGAUUGGUCAGAUUCUUGUGAUCUGCAGUCACGUGGAAUCGGGACGCGGAAGUGUGGGUUUCCAGGAAGCUUGAUUCCCUCUGUCGCCUGUCUGGAGUGUCUCGUGUGUGUGUGUGAGAGAGAGAGAGAGAGAUGGAUGCUCGGCUCUGUGUGCUGCUCAGCGGCGCGGUUCUGAUCCGCUGUGUGCUGCUGUGCAUCGGUGUGUAUCAGGAUCAGAGUCUGCAGCUCAAGUACACGGAUGUGGAUUAUCACGUGUUCACGGACGCCUCCAGGUUCAUCACACAGGGUCAGAGUCCGUAUGAGAGAUCCACGUACCGCUACACUCCUCUGCUGGCGCUGCUGCUGACGCCGAACGUGCUUCUGAGCGCUCACUGCGGGAAGCUGCUGUUCGUGGGCUGUGAUCUUCUGUCCGCUCUGCUGCUCUUCCGGCUGCUGGUUCUGCGUGGCUCGUCUCGGAGCUCGGCGAGGGUUUACUGCGGUCUGUGGCUGUUUAACCCUCUGACCAUCGGUGUGUCCACCCGUGGGAACGCAGAGUCUCUGCUGGCUGUGCUGGUUCUGUCCUCACUGCUGUGUCUGGAGUCCAGGAGACGGACGUCUGCAGCGCUUCUGUUCGGUCUGUCCGUCCACAUGAAGAUCUACCCGGUCACUUACGCGCUGCCCAUCGCUCUCUCCCUGACCGGAGCACCGUCCCGCGGCCGAGGACUGAUCCAGAACCUGCUCCGCUGCUUCAACAGGGAUCUGCUGCAGUUUGCGGCCGUUUCUGGAUCAGUGUUCUUGGCUCUGAACCUCAUCUUCUACAACAUGUACGGCUGGGAGUUCCUCCAGGAGUCGUAUCUGUUCCACCUGACGCGCAGAGACAUCCGUCACAACUUCUCUCCGUACUUCUACAUGCUGUAUGUGACGGCGGAGCAUCGCUGUAGCGGCGUCCUGUCGCUCGUCUGCUUCCUGCCCCAGCUGCUGCUGCUGCUGCUGUCCUCGCUGGCCUUCCGCUCUGACCUGCCCUUCUGCUGCUUCAUCCACACCGCCGUCUUCGUCAGCUUCAACAAAGUCUGCACUUCACAGUAUUUUCUGUGGUAUCUGUGUCUGCUGCCGCUGGUUGUGUCUCGACUGACGCUGGGUUGGAGACGAGGUCUCGGGCUGCUGCUGCUGUGGUUUGUGGGACAGGCGCUGUGGCUGUCGCCGGCGUAUUAUCUGGAGUUCGAGGGCCAGAACACUUUUGCUCUCAUCUGGAUCGCCGGCCUGCUGUUCCUCCUCAUAAACUCUCUCAUACUGGGACAAAUAAUCUCCCAUUACAGACCCGCGGACGCCCAGCUGAAGAAGACCGACUGAACAUC
Carassius carassius (crucian carp) is the source of this 1343-nucleotide messenger RNA. It is a transcript of the gene pigm, whose product is annotated as phosphatidylinositol glycan anchor biosynthesis, class M. Gene Ontology annotation, biological process: GPI anchor biosynthetic process. Gene Ontology annotation, molecular function: alpha-1,4-mannosyltransferase activity; GPI mannosyltransferase activity. The record is from RefSeq and is a predicted model, not a curated record. Lineage: Eukaryota; Metazoa; Chordata; Actinopteri; Cypriniformes; Cyprinidae. The coding region runs from base 142 to 1338 and encodes 398 amino acids. Gene Ontology annotation, cellular component: glycosylphosphatidylinositol-mannosyltransferase I complex; membrane. The transcript is spliced from 5 exons.